Condylostylus longicornis is the source of this 1873-nucleotide messenger RNA. RefSeq lists its product as uncharacterized. The record is from RefSeq and is a predicted model, not a curated record. NCBI's taxonomy places the organism in Eukaryota, Metazoa, Arthropoda, Insecta, Diptera, Dolichopodidae. The annotation marks the transcript as partial. The transcript has 4 exons.
CUACUCCAAGAUUGAAAAAUCGCGCAUAACUGAUAAGAUUCGCGUCCCAAAGCGUGGGAAUGGUAAUCAUGGUUGCGAUUGGGAGAAGAGUGCAAGUCCAGCAAAAUCCGGAAUUCAACACGCAUCUGAGGAUGAAGCGAUGCGUAAAGUACACGAUAUAACCCCACAAGAGAAGGAUAAACAACAUACCCAGGAACUUAGGGUCAUGGCAUGGGAGCCAAAUCAAGAGCCUGCCUUUUUGGUUCAAGCCAAUUAUUCCUGCAACUCGCAAGGGGAAGAACAAAAAGAAAACGCAUCGGAAGAGACUCAAUCGAUCGAUGGAGAAGCUUCACAGAACGAAGAAAAGCAGCCUUCGGAGGACAAACAUGAAACGUUACAAGAAGCAUCACUAAAUGAGCUGCUGCUAUCUGUUGUGUUUGGUUUUCGUGUCAGAGUCCGAUUGAUGUCUUCGCGACAAGAAAAAUGUGUUCUCAAAGGAAAAUGUGUUCUCAAAGGAAAAUGUGUUCUCAAAGGAAAAUGUGUUCUCAAAGGAAAAUGUGUUCUCAAAGGAAAAUGUGUUCUCAAAGGAAAAUGUGUUCUCAAAGGAAAAUGUGUUCUCAAAGGAAAAUGUGUUCUCAAAGGAAAAUGUGUUCUCAAAGGAAAAUGUGUUCUCAAAGGAAAAUGUGUUCUCAAAGGAAAAUGUGUUCUCAAAGGAAAAUGUGUUCUCAAAGGAAAAUGUGUUCUCAAAGGAAAAUGUGUUCUCAAAGGAAAAUGUGUUCUCAAAGGAAAAUGUGUUCUCAAAGGAAAAUGUGUUCUCAAAGGAAAAUGUGUUCUCAAAGGAAAAUGUGUUCUCAAAGGAAAAUGUGUUCUCAAAGGAAAAUGUGUUCUCAAAGGAAAAUGUGUUCUCAAAGGAAAAUGUGUUCUCAAAGGAAAAUGUGUUCUCAAAGGAAAAUGUGUUCUCAAAGGAAAAUGUGUUCUCAAAGGAAAAUGUGUUCUCAAAGGAAAAUGUGUUCUCAAAGGAAAAUGUGUUCUCAAAGGAAAAUGUGUUCUCAAAGGAAAAUGUGUUCUCAAAGGAAAAUGUGUUCUCAAAGGAAAAUGUGUUCUCAAAGGAAAAUGUGUUCUCAAAGGAAAAUGUGUUCUCAAAGGAAAAUGUGUUCUCAAAGGAAAAUGUGUUCUCAAAGGAAAAUGUGUUCUCAAAGGAAAAUGUGUUCUCAAAGGAAAAUGUGUUCUCAAAGGAAAAUGUGUUCUCAAAGGAAAAUGUGUUCUCAAAGGAAAAUGUGUUCUCAAAGGAAAAUGUGUUCUCAAAGGAAAAUGUGUUCUCAAAGGAAAAUGUGUUCUCAAAGGAAAAUGUGUUCUCAAAGGAAAAUGUGUUCUCAAAGGAAAAUGUGUUCUCAAAGGAAAAUGUGUUCUCAAAGGAAAAUGUGUUCUCAAAGGAAAAUGUGUUCUCAAAGGAAAAUGUGUUCUCAAAGGAAAAUGUGUUCUCAAAGGAAAAUGUGUUCUCAAAGGAAAAUGUGUUCUCAAAGGAAAAUGUGUUCUCAAAGGAAAAUGUGUUCUCAAAGGAAAAUGUGUUCUCAAAGGAAAAUGUGUUCUCAAAGGAAAAUGUGUUCUCAAAGGAAAAUGUGUUCUCAAAGGAAAAUGUGUUCUCAAAGGAAAAUGUGUUCUCAAAGGAAAAUGUGUUCUCAAAGGAAAAUGUGUUCUCAAAGGAAAAUGUGUUCUCAAAGGAAAAUGUGUUCUCAAAGGAAAAUGUAUCUGGAUUGAUCACAAAACGCUCAUUUCCACAGUGAACGUCUUUAAUGGAUCGACCGAGCAGACCGUUAUAUCAUCACGCAAGCGUCUGCUACUGUUUGAGUCCAGCGUGUGCACUCCUUUCAGACACGAUCUUCUAGUAGCGUGA